Messenger RNA from Effrenium voratum, 2490 nucleotides. Lineage: Eukaryota; Dinophyceae; Suessiales; Symbiodiniaceae. The record is from the annotation of a GenBank genome assembly.
AUGGCAGAUGUCACGAGUCCCGGGUCCCCACAGCGACGCAUGUCAGAUGUGGGGCCGCGGACGUGGUCUCAGGAUUCAUGCGCAUCUUCUCCCGUGUUCUCCCCACUUCAGCGUCUGCGGCAGGGCCCCACAUUUCAGCCGCUGCACCGGCGUUCGCCAGCAGGCCCUUUGCGCUCACUACGAGUGCGCGAGGAGAUGAGCCGAGACGGAUCAAGCCGAACCGACACCAACUGUGAGCAGGGGCUCGAAGCAGAGAUCGAAGGCCUGCAAAAGGCACUGGAGGAGGGACGUUGUCGAGAGCAAUUCGCGGUGCGCCGGCGGCUGCAUCAGUUGCAGAACGUAGCCAGAGGAAGCCUCGCUACUACUGCAACAUCCGUUUCGGAAGACCGGAGGGAUGAGACCGUGGAUGAGUUGGAGAAGGUGAAGACAGCACUGGAAGAUCUCCGUCGGGGAGGCGAAGAGGAGAAACUGCAUCGAAGCCAGCUGGAGGAGCGUGUGAUGCGAGAGAUUGAGGACUUAAAGAGCCCAUCGAAGUCCCCGCAGCCGGGCAUGGGAAGGAGCAGCCGGCAAUUGGCCGACGAGAGGGAGCGCAAGCGCUCCCAAGCCCACGCGGAGGUCCAGGAGCUCACGGAGGCCUUGGCCGAGCUGCGUGUGACCUGCGCAGACGAGCUGGAGGCACAGCGUUUGGAGCAGCUCCAGUUUCAGGCUGAACGUGCUAAGCUCCAGGAGCUUCAAGGGUUCGAGGACACGUCACAGGCGCUGCGGUCGCAGCUGGCGGAGGCCGAGGCCGCGCUUCUCCAGGAGAGCUCUGAGGUGCAGAAGCUGCGCCGAGACGUGCAGGAGCAAGAUGAAGUGCUGGCAUCUUUCUGGAGCCUACAGGCUUCCUUCAAGCGCGAGGCAGCGGAAGCCUCCAGGCACCAACAGGCUGCCUUGGCCUUGCAGGAGGAGCUGCAGACGUGCCGGCAAGGAGACGCCAAAAGUUCUUCACACUCGGAGCUGGAGAGCGAGCGCAACAAACGUUUGCGCCAAGACCAGGUCAUCGCGGAGCUGCGUGCUCAGGUGGACAGCCUAUCCCGACUCCGUCCCUUGGAGGAGUCUGUGCAGCAUCUCUUUGACACGGAGAGGGCCUGCCGCAGUAGCCUGAAAGACUUGCCCAAGAGCUUCCAGGAGGAUCUCAGCGCAGUCCGUGUUGGUGGAAGAAGUGGUUCUCUGGAGUCCGAGGUGAGGCAGCACUCAGAGUGGUGCGCCUCGACCAUAAAGAAGCUCUCCGCCUUUGCCACCUCCAUGUUGCAGGAGAAUGCCCGGCUCAGGCAGCGGCACGCGGAAAUGAAGCAAAGCCCGCAGUCAGCAGAUGAGGCCGGCGGCCACGUGCGAGACCUACGUGACCUUGACAGCCUGGCACGGGUGGAAAGUCAACUGGAGGCAGCCGAGGGCAGUCGCCAGGAAGCCGAGGCCGCCCUUCGCCUUCGCAGUGCGGAAUGCGCCAAGAUGGCGGAGGCAGAGUCCAAGGCCGAAGCGCGGCUGAAGACGCUGGAGAUGCGCAUGGCACCCCAUCCGAACGGCGCCCGGAAGAAGAGCGACAAGCCCAAGGAGUUCAGAGAGGUUCGGGCAGACAGGGCCAAACCUGAGGAGAGCCCCAGGAACCCUGCGAGUCUUGCGAAUCUUGCGAACCCUGUGAACCCUGUGAACCUCGCCACGAAGGCCGCGACAUCUCCGAGGUCACCAGAUGCCAAGCGUUCCCCGCGCCUCGACAAGGCGAAAGCUGCGCCAAAGAAAUCUGAGGCCUUGGAGAUUCCAGUGCUGGAAAGACUCCGGCUAAACACCUCGGCAACAACAGACCGCAGCAUCCCAAGCAGCUGUUUGUACAACAGCGAUAGCAGCAGCGGCAGCAGCGCAGCACGUCGCGGGGCAGCGUAUCCACCCAGUCCAGAGAGUGGGAGCCCGGACCCUCCCCAUCGCUGGACGAAUCAAUUUCGACAAUCGGAUUGUUCGGAAGCAUCACAAGAGGCCUGCAGAGAGAAGCGGUGGACACAAAUGGAGAUGCCGAAGGAGAUUUGCGAGACCAAGACCAGUGCGUAUCUACCUGGCAGCGAAAGUGCAGCGGAUGUCUUCGCCCGCGCGGAGGCACUAUGUGAAUCGCAACGAUUUGCUGAAGCUGCGGAGCUUUUCAGGUGUGUGCUUGCAGCUCUCCGCACCAGCCCAGAUCGCCACGCACUGCGGUCCGUAGAGGCAGAGGUUUGGGCGCACUUGGGCGUGGCCAUGCAGUCUUUGGACGACAUUGCGGCGGCCAUUGAAAGCUACUGUCAAGCGGUUCGCUUGGACCCUUCCUUGCACGUGUGCUUUGCAAACCUGGCGACCUUGUACAUGUACCUGGAAGACUUCCAGAAAGCUCAGGAGCAGAUUUCCAAAGCCCUCAUGCUGGAGCCGUCCAACCAGGCGUACCUGGACAUCAAGAAGUCACUCCGCAGCAGAUGCGCCAAGCGCACGUGA